UAAAUAUUGCCAUUUGUCAAUUUGAAAAGAUUUUUUACACUUUUUUCGUACCGCCGGAAGUCAACAGUUGCGAUAAUCCCAGCCAUUUCUGCUAGGCGCAGCUGAUUUUCGUCAAUUUUCUCUAAAAGCUCUUCGCGGAUAAAACUGGUAAAACACAACCAUGCUGAGCUCCCGCCUUGCUACCGGACUCAAGGAGGUCCCUAAGGUCCUGAAACGUAAUGUUGGAAUUUUGGCCCCAGCUCUCCAAAAGGCCAGCGACCCGAUUCAGCAACUUUUCAUUGACAAAAUUCGAGAAUACAGGUCCAAGAACACAGGCAGCAAAACACUUGUAGAUGCUGCUCCCGAAACGAUUAGAGAGCUGCAAUCAGAGCUGGAGAAAGCGGCAAAUCAAGCUGGCGGUGGCGGUGGAGUAGACUUGACUGAAUUCCCACGGUUCAAAUUCGAUGAACCCAAAGUGGACCCCAUCAAUCUCCAGACUAAGUAAAUGUAUCUACAUAUUCAAUAAAUUACUGUAGAUAUAAAUGUAAUUUCCACAACUGUACACACAUUGUAAUAUCGAAAUAGUAAAUCGUGAUAACAGA
Molecule: messenger RNA, 581 nt
Organism: Diprion similis
Lineage: Eukaryota; Metazoa; Arthropoda; Insecta; Hymenoptera; Diprionidae
Gene: ATPsynCF6
Product: ATP synthase-coupling factor 6, mitochondrial
Exons: 4
Coding region: 161-484 (107 amino acids)
Biological process (GO): proton motive force-driven ATP synthesis
Molecular function (GO): proton transmembrane transporter activity
Source: RefSeq, a predicted model, not a curated record